AUGACGAUGGGACUCUCGCAGUAUUUUUUAUUGGUGAUUUUAUUCUGUUCAAAUAACUGGGUACUAAGUGAUGACAAGACAUGUGCUGCUCGCGAUGUAGGCACUGAUGGAAGUUCUAUGGUUUGUGUGUGCAAUUCCACUUACUGUGAUACAGUCACUCGCGAGGCACCUAAAGUCGGCGCAUACGUGAUAUAUACUAGUAGUAAGUCUGGCAAGCGUUUCGAAAAAAGUUUCGGAACCAUACAAAGUUACAGUAGCGUCUUUGAAGCUGAAAGUGAACAAUGCGAUGUGGAUGAUGGGACGACCAUGUAUGGUAAUUCAAAAGACGGCAGUGGUGAGGAUUCCGAUGACGACCAAUCGUGUAAAGAAACAUUUUGGAACAGUGCAUCCAUGAGCUUACAAGUGGAAAACCGACAGCAAUACGUCGAAGGCUUUGGUGGUUCUAUAACAGAUGCAGUCGCUUACAACUGGUACAAAUUGUCGGAAGAAAUGAGAUCACAACUUAUAAGUACAUACUUUGGAGAAGACGGCUUGGGAUAUAGUAUGAUCCGAAUACCGAUCGGCGGAUCUGACUUUUCAGAUCGUCCGUACACCUACAACGACUAUCCGUUAAAUGAUGAGACUCUAUUCAAUUUCACACUAGCCGAAGAGGACACUAAAAUGAAGAUACCAAUGAUAAAAGCAAUCCAGAAAGUAUCAAAAAAGGAGAUAAAGAUUAUAGCGUCUACGUGGUCACCACCUGUUUGGAUGAAAACCAACGAGAAGUUUUACGGCUAUGCACAAUUGAAGCAACAGUACUAUCAGAGCUAUGCCGACUAUCAUUUGAGAUUCAUAGAAGAAUAUGAGAAGCGUGAUAUAAAAAUCUGGGCUGUCACGACCACAAACCGGCCAACCAAUGGAAUUAUGCCGGAAAAGAACAUCAAUUCCCUGGGAUGGUACCCAGCUGAUUUGGGUCGAUGGUUAGCUAUAAACUUGGGACCAACCAUCCGAAGAUCCCGUUUCAAUAAAACUUUGAUCUUCGCGGUAGAUGAUGAGCGCCAUCUUCUCGACUGGUAUCUUCACGGUAUGCAACGUGCGGACAAAAACGUAAUGAAGUACAUAGAUGGUAUAGCAGUCCAUUACUAUAGCAGCUCGUCUUCUCCUUCUCUUAUUUUAGAUCAACUUAAACAGAAGUAUAAGAAAUUGAUACUCGGCACUCAAGCUUGCGAAGGUGCAACAGGAUGGGAUUCUACAAGAAUAAAGAUUGGUUCGUGGGACCGUGCAGCCCGUUAUAUUCAAAAUAUAAUAGAGGAUUUAAACCACCAUUCGGUCGGUUGGAUGGACUUCAAUCUCUGCUUAGAUGUAAAUGGAGGACCAAAUUGGGCCAAGAACUAUGUCGACGCCCCGAUAUUAGUUUACCACGACAAAAAUGAAUUUGUAAAGCAACCAAUGUUUUACGCCAUGGGCCAUUUCACUAGAUUGAUUCCAAAGGGAUCACAAAGAAUUGUUAUGGCAACGCAGAGUAUAACGGAAAUACAUAACGUCGCUUUUGUAUCACCUGAAGGCAAUAUCUUGAUGGUUCUGUACAACUCGAAAACCGUUAGCGUCAAGGUGCACAUCAGAAUCAACAGCAAACGCUACAUAGAAGUCACAAUAGAAGCCGAAGCCAUAAAAACAAUUGAAAUCAACCCGAACGAAUCCGUGAUAUGCAAACAAGAAUCAUCGGUCGCGUAUAGUGUCGAUACAGCCUGUGCAAUAGAUUAUUAUUUAGGUAAUGUCCAGAUUAAUUUUAUGAUGUCCACUUUAACGAACGCAGGACUAUUUUUAAAUUUAAUUCUCCUCGGUUUGGUCGCUUUUACUCGGAGUGAUCAGCCGUGUGCCGCACGAGAUUUGGGCAUAGAAGGUAGAUCAAUAGUAUGUGUUUGUAAUUCCACGUAUUGUGACACUAUAUCUCGUGAUCCACCUGCUCCAAAUACAUUUGUAGCUUAUACAUCCAGUAGGGCUGGUAAACGCUUUGAAAAGGAGACAGGCAGAGUCCUAACUUUCUCGAGUUAUAAUGACGCUGCGAAAUAUGAUACAGAAAAAGAUUUUACUAAACAUAGAGUAAAUCAAGGACAAGAAAAACAAAAUAACGAUGAUGGGCAAUUUUGGACUCGAGCUACUUUGGUUUUGGAUCAGAAUGUACGAUUUCAAACAAUUGAAGGCUUCGGGGGAUCCGUUACUGAUGCUGCAGCCUACAAUUGGAUAAAAUUGUCCGAUGAGACUAAGGAAUUUUUUAUUAGGUCGUACUAUGGUGAAGAGGGUCUAGAAUACAACCUUAUACGCACCCCAAUAGGUGGGGCUGACUUCUCGACACAUCCAUAUACCUACAACGAAUAUCCUUGGAACGAUGCAGCUUUAACCAACUUUACCUUUACAAACGAAGAUAUAUUUUUAAAGAUCCCAAUGAUAAAACACAUACAACGAACAUCGAAGCAGGAGGUGAAAUUGAUGGCUUCCACCUGGUCACCACCAGUGUGGAUGAAAACCAAUGAGAGGAUAACAGGCUUUGCCCAACUGAAACCGGAAUAUUUCCAGAGCUACGCUGAUUAUCAUAUUAAGUUCAUGGAGCUAUACGAGCAAGCAGAAAUAGAAAUAUGGGCGCUGACAACAACCAAUGAACCGAUCAAUGGAAUUGUUCCAUUUGUAACAUUCAAUUCAAUUGGAUGGUUCCCCGCUGAAUUGGGCCGGUGGGUAGGUCAAAAUUUGGGACCGACGUUAAGAAGUUCUCGCUUCAACAAAACACUGAUCUUUGCUGUAGACGAUCAGCGCUAUCUCUUACAUUUAUAUUUGUUGGGGAUGGAAGCAGCUGAUAGGGAUUCAAUAAAAUAUACAGAUGGAAUUGCAGUUCAUUAUUAUGGUAACUUUGCACCUCCACUCCUGUUAGACGACCUUCAUACUAGAUACAAUAAAGUUAUUAUUGCAACUGAAGCGUGUGAAGGUCCUAUGCCAUGGGACAUUAUGAGAGUAAAAAUCGGUUCCUGGGAGCGUGCUUACCGUUACACCAAAAAUAUUAUGGAGGAUUUAAAUCAUUAUGUAGCUGGCUGGAUAGAUUGGAAUCUUUGCCUCGAUGAAAAAGGUGGACCAAAUUGGGCAAACAACUUUGUUGAUGCCCCAAUUUUAGUAUAUCCAGAGAGAGAUGAAUUUAUAAAGCAGCCCAUGUUCUAUGCGAUGGGUCAUUUUUCAAAGUUUAUUCCAAGAGGCUCUCGAAGGAUAUCUUCAACAUAUCCCUUUUUGGACUUGGGGAGAAUUCCCAAUAUAGCAUUUAUAACACCAGGUGGAAAUAUAGUAGUUGUCCUUCAAAAUACUAAUACAUUUAAUAUGGACGUCCGAAUUAAUAUUGAUGCAUUGAGACAUGUGCAAGUGACAGUGGAAUCUGAAUCAAUCAAAACAAUUGAAAUAAAUCCUAGGCUUUUUAAAUAA
Messenger RNA from Leptosia nina, 3441 nucleotides. The record is from the annotation of a GenBank genome assembly. NCBI's taxonomy places the organism in Eukaryota, Metazoa, Arthropoda, Insecta, Lepidoptera, Pieridae.